Messenger RNA from Morus notabilis, 1288 nucleotides. Its product is annotated as aquaporin NIP6-1. The coding region runs from base 1 to 939 and encodes 312 amino acids. Gene Ontology annotation, cellular component: membrane. The transcript is spliced from 5 exons. Gene Ontology annotation, biological process: transmembrane transport. NCBI's taxonomy places the organism in Eukaryota, Viridiplantae, Streptophyta, Magnoliopsida, Rosales, Moraceae. The record is from RefSeq and is a predicted model, not a curated record. Gene Ontology annotation, molecular function: channel activity.
AUGGAUAACAAUGAUAAAGUUACAAAUUAUGCAACUAGAAGUGGAACUACUCCUGCAAUACCUAGUGUAGGUGGUGGUGUUGGGUUCAGGCAAGAGCGGAGUACUAGUGCGAACGGCAGCAAGAAAUCGGCACAGCUUCUCAAGAGCAUCGACUGCUUUGGCCUUGAAUUGGCCAUGCAGGAAGAAGGUGCAUUCCACAAAGCUGACUCUCGCUCUUCACGCCCAUCUCCUCCUGCAGUUUCACUUGCAAGAAAGGUGGGAGCUGAAUUCAUAGGCACUCUACUUCUCAUAUUUUUGGCGGCAGCCAUAGCCAUUAUGAACCCAAACACAAGAGAGCCCACCACCCUCACCGUCGUCGCCGUCGCCACUGGCCUUAUCGUCAUGAUAAUCAUCUUCUCGACCGGCCACAUAUCCGGAGCCCAUCUUAACCCUGCAGUCACCAUCGCCUUCGCUGCCCUAAAGCACUUCCCAUGGAAACAUGUGCCAGUAUACAUCGGAGCACAGGUGUCGGCAUCUCUCUGCGCUUCAUUCGCAUUGAAGGGCGUUUUCCAUCCCGUAACCGGAUCAGGAGGUGUCACAGUUCCUUCCGUGGCUUAUGGCCAAGCUUUUGCUUUGGAGUUCAUUGUCACCUUUGUUCUAAUGUUUGUCACUACUGCCGUCGCCACCGACACAAGAGCAGUUGGAGAGUUGGCGGGAAUCGCUGUUGGAGCAACUGUGAUGCUCAACAAUUUUGUUGCAGGGGAAAGAACGGGAGCUUCAAUGAACCCUGUGAGGACUCUAGGGCCAGCUGUGGCUGCAAACAGCUUUAAAGCAAUAUGGAUAUAUCUCACUGCUCCGAUCCUCGGAGCACUUUGCGGGGCGGCAGCUUACACCGUCGUCAAGCUUCCAGAGGAAGACGGUGACAAUGAGGAUAAGCCGUCAAGGACGAGAAGCUUCUGAAGUACUUGAGAACUUAUGAAACAAUACACCAUACUGUUUUUUGAUCCUGCAUGCAGAUCAAACGAGAUCCCAGAUGAUGAAGAUAAAUUGGAACUAUAUAAUAAUUGUUUAGUACCAAUCAUGUUUAUUGCCUUGUAAUUAGAGCUAGCGAGAUGGGCAAACUGGCUAGCUACUCCUUGAAUCAUAUAUAAUUAUCACUUGUCACGUUUUCCAUGAAUGUCUAGCCUAAGUGUUUUGUAAUAAUAUUUUCUACUUGCUUGUAUGAUUAGUAUUUGGACGUUAUGCAUGCAUAUUGCUAAGCCUCACGUCAGUCUGUAAGCAAAACUUGAGAAUUAAGUAAUGAUGUUUU